UCGGUGCAAGUGAAUCGUAGUGCCACAAUAAAAACCUCAUUAUAUCAUAAAUAUAAAUAUAAUACUAUACAAUAAUAAAAGUGGUAAAAGUUGUGCUCUAAAUCUCACACCUUUAAAAUAGUGUUGGCAUAACGCGUGCUAAGUUUUGAAAGUGAAAGGAGACGAUAUCGAAAGUGAAACUAACGAUAACUAAUAAAUAAGGAAAAUAGUACAGCAAGUUUAAGACUUUUAACUAAAAACUAAAUUGAAACAAAAUGACUUCUGCUAUUAGCAACUUACUGCAAAGUUUGCGUCUCAACUCGGCGUUGAAAAAAUCGAACAGUACUUCCGCAAAUCCUGCGCUGCAUAAAACAUUCCCACAGGAACCCAGCAAUGGCCUACUACCACGCGGCCUUGCCGAAAUACCGCUGUCCGUUGUGGCACAACAUGAUGAGUACUCCGACUGUUGGAUUGUCAUUUACGAUCGCGUUUAUGACGUCACACAAUUCCUACGCGAUCAUCCCGGCGGCGAGGAUAUCAUAAUGGAGCAUGCUGGCCGUGAUGCAACUUUGGCUUUCCAUGGCACUGGACACUCACGCUCGGCGAUCGAACAAAUGGGCGACUAUCUSAUUGGUGAAUUACCGCCCAAGGAGCGCAUCUUCAGCAAGGGUAGCGCGAAAGUKCUUUCUAUUGACGUGCCACAGUGAAAAUAGAGAGCGCAAGAGAUAGGAAGGAAGUGUCGAAGGAAGGAACAAUCGCUCACAUGUAUGAUUAGACACAUGUAUGAUAAGCUUUACGCUCACUUGUACUGAUACUAGCACUGCACUCACUUGUUCCUAUAUAAGAUAUGGUGUUGGCAACUUCGAAUUAGCUAGUGCCUGCCGAAUCUUAUCACAUUUGGCGCAGAAAUACUACGCGUUAAUGAAACCUGUGACCCAUAAUUUAAGAUAUGUGAGUGAAUUAGAACGUGAUUUCCCAAGUUUAGACAUUCAAACGCAGAUAGUAUAGAAAUGUAAUUGUGUAUGUGAGAUCAAAGAAUUCUCUGAACAGUGAAAUUUUUCUACAACGUAGAAAAUCAUGUAACUAAAUAUGUAUGUAUAUGUUGUAACUACAUAUUAACCAUAGCUUUACAUUUUACAAAUUUGUAAACGAACACUCAUACACACAUACAUAUAUACAAAUUCCACUCAAAACUGCUUUUGAUGUGACAGCUUUCUUCAAUGCAAUUCCUGUUUACAAUGUAGUAUUGUUUUUGCAUUUAUACCUACGUAGUGUACUUAAGUAUCAAAUAGUUUAAAAACAGAACAUUGAAACAGAAUUUUAGACCCGUAAUAUUACUUGUUAAUAUUUAUAUUAAAAAUUGCAGGAGCAAAUUUAAAAUUAAUACUAUACUGUUAGA
Bactrocera latifrons is the source of this 1378-nucleotide messenger RNA. RefSeq names its product cytochrome b5. The coding region runs from base 255 to 686 and encodes 143 amino acids. Gene Ontology annotation, molecular function: heme binding. Gene Ontology annotation, cellular component: membrane; intracellular membrane-bounded organelle. The transcript has a single exon. The record is from RefSeq and is a predicted model, not a curated record. Lineage: Eukaryota; Metazoa; Arthropoda; Insecta; Diptera; Tephritidae.